Molecule: messenger RNA, 3041 nt
Organism: Danio rerio (zebrafish)
Lineage: Eukaryota; Metazoa; Chordata; Actinopteri; Cypriniformes; Danionidae
Gene: cdc25b
Product: cell division cycle 25B
Biological process (GO): positive regulation of cell cycle G2/M phase transition
Molecular function (GO): protein tyrosine phosphatase activity
Source: RefSeq, marked validated
GCUACAUUCAGCACUUCCUCAGCAGAGUUUGGAUAAGGUCAGAGAGAGUGCGAUUGAAUCGGCAGCUCUCUGACAACAAAGAAGAUGGAUUUUUAACCCCCUGACUCUUUAUUUUUGUUUAGAUUUGUGUAAUCGGCCGUCGUUAUUAUGCAGAUUCUCCAAGUUGUAGCUAAACUAAACCCUAAAAAGCUUUAGCCCCGAUCGGGUCGCUGUGCGAUUACUAGCUCGGUUUAACCCCUUGUGUUCUUAAUCGCGCCUGGCUGAUUAUUAUUUUAACAACCAUCUGACGAUCCACGAUCUUCUUCAAAAAUGGAUAUUGAUAUGGUUCCAGGCGACGUUAGCCCUGUUUAUGAUCCAUUCAGCACUGGGCCCGAAUCAGCCCUCGGAGCUCCCCGCUUCACUCUGCCGGAGCUCGGUGCUCGGGGCUCCCCCUGCAUGAAGAGCCUGGCCUCUCCCGGGCCCAUGGCGGUGCUGUCUCCUGUCACCAACCUGGCCCUCAACAUGAAUAAUCUCGCUGUUCUUGGAGGUCAAUGUGAAACUCCAAAGCGGAAGAAAAAUUUGCCCCUCCUGAAGAUUCCUUCCUUCGCCUCUGAUGCCUCUUCUGAUGCAGGUCUUGGACUAGAGUGUCCCAGUCCUUUAGAUUCUCUGGAUGCUGAGCAGAAGUUUGAGAAGGCCAUGCAGGACGCCACACGAGCCGUUAAUGAAAAAAUGCCCAUCCGCAGGAUACACUCUUUGCCACUCCAAUUUUUGGGUCACAGUCCAAAUCUGAGGAGUAAAGAAUUGGAUCCCUCCCGUUAUGGAGUGUGGACUCAUUCACAUGACAGUGCCAAUAAAGAAAACAUGGCUGAGGAGAACUUUGAGUUCAAAAAGCCCUCCAUGCCUGCACUGCGCUGUCGCACUCGCUCCACCGGAGGCUCCAAGGAUGCUUUUGCCUGCCGACCGAACUCUGCUCCUGCUUUAAUGCUCUCCCCACCACCCACCAAUCAGCCAGACUCUCCAAAUGAAAUCAGUCCCUUCAUUCUGCGCCGUCCGUCGCUCUCCUGCCUUCAAGAUGAUGAUGACGAUGAUGGCUUUCUGGAGGGGCUUGAUGAUGUGGAGAAUGACUCUGAGGUUCCUCUGGGAAUGGACAGUCUUCUAACUGCUCCUCUGGUGGCCAAGCAAAUUCCUGAAACUGAUUCGCCUGUCAUUCGCUGUCGUCCACGUGGGUUGUUCAGAUCUCCAUCUAUGCCCUGUGCAGUCGGGCGCAUCCCGCUCAAAAGACCUGAAAGACCACAAGAUGAGAACACGCCUGUCCGAGUGAAGAGGAGACGGAGUCUGGCAGGGACACAAGUGUCAACCACAGAGCAGGAGGAUGUUGUACAUCAGGUUCAGAGGUCCAAGUCCUUUAAUCACUCACAGAUUGAAAGAAUGUUGGACACCGAUCCUAGUAAUGUGAUUGGAGAUUUUACCAAGGCUCCUGCACUGCCCACAGUACAAGGAAAACACCAAGAGUUGAAGUACAUCACUCCAGAGAUUAUGGUUAAAGCAAUGAGUGGACAGUUUCAAGAUCUAGUGGAGAGGCUGUUUGUUAUCGACUGCCGUUAUCCGUAUGAGUAUGAAGGCGGCCAUAUUAAAGGUGCUCUUAAUCUCCACCAAGAGGAUCAAAUCGAAGACUACUUUUUACGCAGUCCUAUUCUCCCUGACUGCCCCAAGAAGCGCGUCCUGCUGAUUUUUCACUGUGAAUUUUCUUCAGAGCGUGGUCCACGGAUGUGUCGCUACGUUAGAGAAAGAGAUCGAUUUGUGAAUGAAUACCCCAACCUCCAUUACCCCGAACUCUAUAUCCUGAAAGGAGGCUACAAAGAAUUUUUCCAGAUUCACAAAGCAAUAUGUGAGCCCCAGAUGUAUAGACCGAUGCUUCAUGAAGAGUUUAAAGAAGACCUGAGAAAGUUUCGUCUGAAGAGCCGCACCUGGGCCGGAGAACGCAGCAAGAGAGACAUGUACAGCCGUCUCAAAAAACUCUGAGGCUCGCCAAAGUGCUCAUGAUUUUACGGUCUUUUUGCUCAUGCUGCCUUCAUAACAUGAGCCAUGGCAGAGACCUGAAGACAUACAUGUGUGUGUUCAGUGCGGGAACCUUUCUGCGUUUCAGGGUUUGACAUUAAAAGAGGACGAGAGGUUAUUUUGAGUCUCUGGCUGUUUGUUUUGAUGUCAUCACUUUUAAACUGCCACUUUCUUUUAUAUAUAUUUUUUUUAAAUAAUAAUAACUAUUGAUCUCCCUUUACAAGUACACUGCGGCAAAGACACUGUCAUGAACUGUUUUAAACGAACUAGAAUUUGUAUUCUCAGGUUUUUUUAUUUUUUUAUUUUUUUUUAUUUUUUAUUAUUAUUAUUUUUUUAUCCACUUGCCUGUGUUAACUUGUCAGAAUAUUCACUAUUUCCCCCCCUUCUCACCUUGAGCACUUUUUUAAAUAAAUGGAUGUGGUGAAUAAGUGCUAUAUAAAUGUUAAAUCUAGUUUUUUUUUUUUUUUUUUUUUUAUAUAAAUAGCUCCUUUUCCCCACAUCCGAUCGGUUGCUGAAUGUAACUAAUCUGAGAAGGAUAAUACUAUAAUACAAUUAUUUAAAUUGAUUUUCAUAUUCUAAAACCACAUUAUGUACCUGCUAUUAUUGCAAUAAUGAUUAAAUUUUUUUUCUUUACCUCUAUAAUAUGUAAACUCUGCCCAUAUUGUUCAAUGUUGUUUUGAGGGAGCCAGCAAUAUAUUUUUUAUUUUAUAUAUAUAUUUUUUUUUCCCCCCCUCACUUGACUGACAGCUUUAACUCAGGGACUGGAUCCUGACUUUUGCUGCAGGUUGGCAAGUGUUGACCACAUCAUAGUUCACCAAACCAGAUCCAGUUCUGCUUGUUCUAUAAACCAGUGACUGUUGAGCGUUACAAAAUUCUCAUUUGCCUUGCAAGGGUGUAUGUGUUUUGUAAAUUCUACCUUUCUGAGUGUGUUUUAUUGGUCUUAUGAGACUGGUUUAUGUAUUCAUGAAUAAACGUGGAGUUUGGGGUAAUAACUCUCUGCUGAA